AUGGUCAAGCAACUCCAAGACCUUUGGUUGAACAACGACGACGACACACUGGAGAAAAUCUUGACGAAUUCUGAGCCAGAGGCUCUCAGUGAGCUAAGUGCUGCUCAAAAGAGCAAGAGCAAGAUUCUACUGGUCGUCGCGAAGGACGGACGGGAGUACUCCAUCCUCACUGCUUCGGAGGCCUACAGCGACUGGGCUGGGCAGUACCCCAUGGAGUUCUCGCCUGUCUCCAUAUGCACACCCAAGCUCAGCGAUCCCGCCCUCGCUGAUGAAAAGAUCACAAAGUAUCAGAGAGACGCACUCAAGGAAAUACUAGAUGCGGUCUAUGCCUCCGAAGACGCUGUCGAGUUCCGGAAGCCAGUCAUGGUCUGCCACCCCGACAUCUGGGACAACUACAAGGCCCUGAUCGCGGAACCCAUCGACAUCGAAACUAUGCAACAUUGGCUUUAUCACAACAGGUAUGCGACAAUGGGGGGCUUUUGGAGACAUGUCGACCUUCUCGAGGAGAAUGCCCGUACGUAUAACGGGGACCGCAAUCGGUCGAUCGUCACGGCGGCAACGAAGAUCAGGAACAAUAUUUAUCACCGGAUGGAUGAGAUCCCUGCGGAGCCACCCCUCGGCCAGAACUCUGAGACACAGAUCCGUCGGAUCAUCUACGCUGAUGAACACGACAGUGAUUCUGCUACCAGAUGCGCAAUUGAUGAAGGAGCCAACGGACUCAAGGCUGGGGCCCGGCACACAGAUAGCCCUACAUUCUUUCUACCGCUGGGCAGGCUGGGUGUCGCUCGCAAGGCGGGUGGCGAGGAAGUCAUUGCCACGCCGUACAUCGUCGUGAUGGGAGUCGAGUCUGCUUACAAGCCCCUCUGGAUAUUCAAGGACAACUACACCCCAGUCGGACUACCCAGCGACAAGAAAUCGCUGCUAGGCUUUGGGAGCCACUACAAUUUCACCAUCGCCAAGCUGGUUGACAACAUCAAAGAAUGGCAACCACUUCCCGCUCGCGGCUGCCGGGCCCUCAAGGGCAAUGAGCUCCCGACUUUGAGAUGGGGGAAGGUGAGAGAUCUCAUCCGCAGGACAAGCCAGCACAGACCAGUGAUUUUCGACGUGGUCGAGAACAAACAGCAGGCGAAGGCAGCCAUCGAAAAGGGCUGGGACAGAUCAACACAGUCGUCAGAGAGUGCAAGUGACAGCAGCUUUGUGGUUGGCCAUGACAGCCGAGGCGACAGAGACUCGGAUUACGGCGAUUCUGCCGCGACACGGCCCAAGGAGAGCCGCAGACGCAGAUGGAGAGCCACGUCCUCCGAGGACAGCCCUUCUAUGAGCGACUACAUCAGUGACGAGUCCGAGGAAAGUGUCGUCGUGGACCCGCCCAGAAAACGGACGAGGGCAGCGAAGCGUGGAAGAUGGUCGUCGUGA
Messenger RNA from Diaporthe batatas, 1416 nucleotides. RefSeq lists its product as uncharacterized. The transcript has a single exon. Bases 1 to 1416 code for a protein of 471 amino acids. The record is from RefSeq and is a predicted model, not a curated record. NCBI's taxonomy places the organism in Eukaryota, Fungi, Ascomycota, Sordariomycetes, Diaporthales, Diaporthaceae. Gene Ontology annotation, molecular function: protein binding.